This is a messenger RNA of Musca domestica (house fly), 1189 nucleotides long. RefSeq names its product ribosome biogenesis protein BRX1 homolog. NCBI's taxonomy places the organism in Eukaryota, Metazoa, Arthropoda, Insecta, Diptera, Muscidae. The record is from RefSeq and is a predicted model, not a curated record. Gene Ontology annotation, biological process: rRNA processing; ribosomal large subunit assembly. Gene Ontology annotation, molecular function: rRNA binding. The transcript is spliced from 2 exons. Bases 87 to 1157 code for a protein of 356 amino acids. Gene Ontology annotation, cellular component: nucleolus.
AGAAGAAGCUAUUGUUUUUCAUUCGUUUAUAUUAACACGUGCACUCGCAUCUAACUAAUUUCAUUUAUAUUAUAUUCUAUAUAAAAAUGGGCAAGAAAUUCCAGAAGAAAAGAAAAACGGAACAAUUAGAAAUAGUUCCAAUGGAUGAAAAUCCUCCAUUACCACCGCAACGGCCUUCCGAUGAGGUUAUUCCAAAAAGGGAAAAAUGGAUAAAUAAACAGAGAGUAUUAGUGUUUGCUGCUCGCGGUAUCAGCCAUCGUGAUAGACAUUUAAUGAAAGAUAUCAAAACCCUUAUGCCCCAUCAUAGACCCGAGUCAAAAAUGGAGCGAACAAAAACAUUGGCUACUGUCAACGAUAUGUGCGAAAUGAAGCAUUGCAACAAAUCUAUAUUGUUCGAAGGACGCCGCAAACGUGAUCUUUACAUGUGGGUAUCGAAUAUACCUAACGGACCGUCGGCUAAAUUCUUGGUAGAGAACAUUCAUACUAUGGCUGAAUUAAAAAUGACCGGAAAUUGUCUGAGGGGUUCUAGACCACUCUUGUCGUUUGACUCAAAAUUUGAUGAAGUGCCACAUUUGAAAUUGCUUAAGGAACUGUUUACACAAACCUUCGGUGUUCCUAAUCAUCAUCCCAAAAGUCAACCGUUUAUUGACCAUGUAUACAGCUUUACUUAUUUGGAUAGAAGAAUAUGGUUUAGAAAUUUCCAAAUUCUUUCCGAAGAUGGUGGUUUGGCAGAGAUUGGACCACGAUUUGUCAUGAAUCCUGUAAAAAUCUUUGAAGGGUCCUUCACAGGUGGCGCUUUAUGGGAAAAUCCAGACUACGUCAGUCCGGCCAAGCAACGGCAGAUGCUAAAGAAAGCUGCAAAAGAACGCUAUGUAAAUCGUAUCGAGCAAAAGGUACACCACGAAGCCACAUUGCCAACCAAAGCUUACGAAGGAGUUGAGUAUGACGAUAUUUUCGAGGAUAGGGACGCAUUCGAAACGGCUAAAGUUCUGGCCGAACAAGCUAAAAAGAAGGCACUGCAAAUACAAGAAAAGGCAAAGAAAACUCCAAAGGACAAGUUGACUAAAAAAAUAAAGGAGAAACAAUUGGAAGCCGUUAAGCAAGUUAUCGAAAAGAAGAAGGAGAAAGCAAAUAAAGUUGGCAAGAAGAAAGCUUAGUUGUAAAAAUAAAGUUUUAAAAUAUACUUAAA